This is a messenger RNA of Perca flavescens (yellow perch), 2079 nucleotides long. Its product is annotated as CTS telomere maintenance complex component 1. Gene Ontology annotation, molecular function: telomeric repeat DNA binding; single-stranded DNA binding. NCBI's taxonomy places the organism in Eukaryota, Metazoa, Chordata, Actinopteri, Perciformes, Percidae. Gene Ontology annotation, cellular component: CST complex. The transcript is spliced from 10 exons. The record is from RefSeq and is a predicted model, not a curated record. Gene Ontology annotation, biological process: telomere maintenance via telomere lengthening; positive regulation of DNA replication. The coding region runs from base 1 to 1875 and encodes 624 amino acids.
AUGGUGCAGGGAGCCCAGGUCUGGUACCCACAGGGCUCAGACCUCAGGACUGGAGGACAGCGGGUGUCUGUCUGUGGUCAGGUGUCUUCAGUCUGCCCUCUGCUGGUCGUUGCAGGAACUUCCUUCUUCUGUUUCUCUCUGACCGACGGAGCUCUCUCUCUUCCUGUCCUCGUCAAGGACAGCGGGCGGCUCUGGUGGACUCAGUGUGUGUGUGUCGGUCAGAGUGUGUGUGUGACGGCGCUGCGCGUGUGCGUCCUGCGAGGCUGGAGAGGAAACAACAUCCUGUGUGCGACCGACCGAUCUGAAAUACACACAAACUACACACUCACUGACCCUGAGCCGCCGUCGGACACGCCCCCUCCGCUGAUGAUGUCACACAAUGAUGACGACGACUGUGAGGAGGAGGCGGAGCCUGAGAGAGAGGCCGGCCAAUCAGCUGUCAGGAUGAAGAAGUCCAGAGUCAUCAGUUACCAGGGCACGGUGACGGAGGUGGUGAGUGAGGGGGCGGGACUGUACGUGAUUGACAGGAAGGUGGGGCUGUGUCUGGCCUAUCAGCCGACUCCAAGGAGGAAACUGAGAGCCGGAGACUCUGUGGAGCUGCAUCACGUGCACUUCCUGUACCGGCCGUGCCCAGACUUUCCUCCCAGCAUGCUUUGCACCUGUCUGCGCUCCAGCCUGCGGGUCAGCGGCUUCAGCCGGGCGGCGAGCGACACGCCCGACACCCGUUGCCCUGCCGACGGAGCGUUACCACGGUUACUGCUGGAGAAGAACAUGGGCGUGUCCCAGUACCUGUGGGCCUGUCACCUGAGCUCCCAGCUCGCUCGCAGUCUGGUUCCAGGUGUGCUGAAGCAGCAGUGUGUGUGUGUGUUGUCAUGGAAACUGAUGGAGUGUGUGUGGAGACGAGGACGAGGACGAGGAAGGAGAGACAUCUACUCAGAGAUGUUGGACGAGCCGCACACCUGUCCUCUGACACAGUACAGCGUGGACCAUGCGGUGCAUCAGUACAUCAGUGUCUCAGGUCUCCGUGAGUGUCUGGAGACAGAGUGCUGGUCCUCAGUGUCUCUCAGCUCUCUGCUGCCCCCUGAUGGACCCGGUCUGUCCCGGUCCCAGAUCAACACCGCUCUGUCCUGGUCCUGCAGGACUCUGACCUCUGACCCCCAGGCCGGGGACAGCCUCAGGCAGCGCCCCCUGCUGCUGGUAGGUGUGUUAGAGCUGCCGUCUCAGAAGUCUGAACAGAGUCUUCAGCUCAGAGACGGGACGGGGACACUGGCCUGCGUCGUCACGGAGACCAGCCAGGGUGGAGGUCAGAGGGGGGUCUUCAACACCGCCUGGAUAGGUUGUCUGGUGUGUGUCCAGAAGUUCACCAUGGUGACGGAGAGAUUCCUCCAAUCAGAUUUCCCCUCCUACCAACACCUGGACCAAGACAACUUCAUCACACACAAACACUGCAGGGUCUACCUGCAGUUUUCUCUGGACCACCUUCACAUCCUGAGUCCCUCUGUUGCCAUGGUUACACACCUGCGACAGCAGGGGGCGGAGCCAGGAGGUGAGGUCACAGGAAGGAAGAGACGAAGAGAAGAAGAAGAAGAAGAAGAAGCCUCGUCCUCCUCCCAUCCCUGCGUCUCCAUGGUGAUCAGGGUGGAGCAGAAGGAGGGCGUGGCCUGGAGGAACUCGGGGGCGGGGCUUAAGGGCGAGGAGGCGGGGCUUACACCCUGCUUCUCCGUCAGAGCGGCUGUGAUUGGUCGGGUGGUCAGCUGGGGGCGGGACCCGAAGAACGAGCCAAUGACAGAGAGAGAGAAGGAGACAGAGAGGGAGGACAAGGUGAGACAGCCGGGGGACAGUCUGCAGCCUGUUGCUAUGGUGAUCAGGGUUUAACCAGCUGCGUGGCGUGUCCGUUUAUAUUUGGGUUCCCAUGGUAACAAGUUAGAGCUGCACGCUGCCUCUGUGACAUCACUGCUCCAGCCACGCCGAAAACACGCACAUGCAUGUGACUGCAUGGACACGUGUUUCCAGGCAACACAGAACAGGAAGUGAUGUUUACACGUCAUUUAGACACUAAUACAUGUUAGGAUCAGUGAG